This is a messenger RNA of Annulohypoxylon truncatum, 1530 nucleotides long. RefSeq lists its product as uncharacterized. The transcript has 3 exons. The record is from RefSeq and is a predicted model, not a curated record. The coding region runs from base 411 to 1412 and encodes 333 amino acids. Lineage: Eukaryota; Fungi; Ascomycota; Sordariomycetes; Xylariales; Hypoxylaceae.
CCUUGUUGUUUAGAGUAAUAAUCGGGAGGGAAGACGACCUGGCCGUCAAUUUUGAUGGCCUUAAUGUUGGAGUCGUAACCCAGGAAUUUAUAUCGACAUUCAAAACAUCAGCGUCGUUGUCCUCGCGCAUUUCGCUUCGGAGGCUACUGGUUUUAAACGUUACUGUCAACAACUGCCCUUUGCAAAGGAAAGAGGCAGGCACCUCGACUCCCGUCUUGCCUUUGUUGUCUCAGGUGUAAAGCACAUGGUUGCGUGGCUUAACUCGGGUAGGGCUCAGUAAUUUGAGGCUUCGCCUAUCAUAUUCGCCAACCACCUUAUAAUAAGCCAUUACCACGCCAUUGAUUCAUCACCAUCGCGACCUAUUCAGCAACGCAAGUGGAGGUAAAGAGGAAGAAGAUAAUUCAAGCAUCAUGAGUUCACCAGCGACCGCUCUCCCGACAGAGCCUGUUCCGCAAGAUGGCAAGAAAAGGAAGGGUGUUGGUAAGGUCUUUUACCAAGUGAAGACCGUCUUCAAAAGAGGUGGUCGCUCGAAGAAGGGCGCUGUUGGUCCGACGGCGCCAGCUGCUGCCGUCAUCACCAGUGAACCCGCUGCUCCUACUGCGCCAACCAGACUUGAGUAUGAGAAUGCUACUAGGAUUCCUCGUAUCCAGGUUCACGAGGAGCGCGUGCAGAAACUUGGCUCCAGAUUUGGUCUAGAAAUCAAGCCGGACGAGUGGCAUUCGAGUGAGGGAGAUGUGCUCCGUGUUGAGAAAUCGGUCCGUAUGCGAAUUCAUCGGGAGUGCCAUCGGUGUCAUUCGGCCUUCGGCGCCGGUAAUGAGUGUCCCGGUUGCCACCAUAGGCGUUGCAAGAAGUGUACUCGAAACCCACCUAAGCAUACUGAGGAGGAAAGGCAGGCCAUCCGGGAAAAGAAAGAGGCUCUUAUUCGGAGGAACAAGCAGAUGGGUCCUAUCAUUCCAAGCUACGACUACUCGGAGAACAUUGUCUUGAAGCGCCCCAGGAAGGCUGCGCAGGAUCUCGUUUAUAAGGGCAAACCUCGUAUGCGCGUCAGAAGACACUGCCACAUGUGUAACAAUUUGAUUGCCGGCAAUGCAAAAGAGGCUAGAGUGUGCGACAAUUGCGGUCAUAGACGUUGCGAUGACUGCCCGAGAGAUCCUGACGGCAAGAAGAAAUAUCCGUAUGGAUAUCCUAAUGAUGCACCUGGUCAAACAUUCAAAGGUGUAUAUUCUUGUCACGAGUGUAGGAGGAAGUUCCCGGCGAAUACGGAGGAUGGAACGGAAUGUCGAAAUUGUUCACACAAGAAGUGUCCGGACUGCCCACGAGUUAAGCCGAAGAAGGUCGACCCCGAACCGGACCCCGAGAUUAUGGAAGCCCUACGAGCCCGUAUGGAGGCUCUGAAAACAGCCGAGAGCUAACAACUUUAAACACGCCCUAUCUUGAUGAAGAGCGUCUCGAAAACGCAAACUAGGCCCGACUAUUAUUCAAGAAUUGGCAUUGUCUUGCAUCGCCCAUCUUUCAGCAAAUUUCGAUCAU